AUGGUGAGGUCCUCAGCUCUAUAUAAAGCCUGUGCAGCUUCUUAUUACACACAACUGUGCACUGUUUCUGCCAUUCUUCUCAUAACGUGGAAAGUAGACAAGAUAUUGUGCCGUGCACACGCGUCCUGCAGUGCCGGAAAUUUUGCUGAUCGCAAGGGUCCCAUUUACAGCCUGGGAUCGCUUGGACCCAAUGCUAGCUUACAACUGAAAGGCAUACAGAGUACAACCCCCAGAAAAUUUGAAUAUGGAUCACAGUAA
Messenger RNA from Sphenostylis stenocarpa, 258 nucleotides. Lineage: Eukaryota; Viridiplantae; Streptophyta; Magnoliopsida; Fabales; Fabaceae. The record is from the annotation of a GenBank genome assembly.